This is a messenger RNA of Periophthalmus magnuspinnatus, 4899 nucleotides long. It is a transcript of the gene tubgcp3, whose product is annotated as tubulin, gamma complex associated protein 3. Bases 121 to 2910 code for a protein of 929 amino acids. The transcript is spliced from 23 exons. Gene Ontology annotation, biological process: mitotic cell cycle; microtubule nucleation; cytoplasmic microtubule organization. Gene Ontology annotation, molecular function: gamma-tubulin binding; microtubule minus-end binding. Gene Ontology annotation, cellular component: gamma-tubulin small complex; equatorial microtubule organizing center; spindle pole. Lineage: Eukaryota; Metazoa; Chordata; Actinopteri; Gobiiformes; Gobiidae. The record is from RefSeq and is a predicted model, not a curated record.
UAUUCGCAAUUGUCAAAAUGGCGCUGUUUGUCGUGGGAUGCUGGAGCUAACCACCUCUUUUUGCACCGAUUACCCUCAAAAAACACCCGGAAAAAGUGCUCAUCUAGGCCGGGAGACGCGAUGGCCACCUUGGACCAGAAAUCACCUAACGUGCUGCUCCAGAGCCUGUGCUGCAGAGUGACCGGGAAGAGCGAAGCUGAAGUGGCUCACCAGUUCCAAUAUGCCGUGCGGGUGAUCGGGAGUAAUUACGCACCUACCAUUGAACGAGACGAGAUCCUGGUCUCCGACAAGAUUAAAAAAGAACUGUUGAAGCAGAGAAGAGCAGAAGAUGCAGCCCUUUUCUCAGAGCUGCAUAAAAGACUACAAGGGCAGGGCGUGUUGAAGCAUCGCUGGUCUGUGCUUUACCUGCUCCUAAGUCUGUCUGAAGACCCCAGGAAGCCCUCGUCCUCCAGAGUGGGCCCAUACAGCUCUUUGUUUGCUCAGCCUCUUCCUCGUGACGCCCACUCCACGCCCUUUUACUGUACCCGCCCUCAGAGUCUCUCACUGACCUACGGAGACAGGACCUCCUCUGGUCUCACCUCUGGACUGGGACCUGGUCUAGGGGCGGGACUCGGAUCAAGUCUUGGUACCAGUGGGAUCUCAAGUCUCGGGGUGUACUCUAUAAAUGGACCCACCCCUACACCUCAAUCUCUACUGGCUGGUCAGCCUCCUCAGUCGGCUCCUGCUCCUGUCCCUCCUCUGGGAUCACGAUUGGCCUGGGCUCUUCCUGUAAACCCCGCCCCUUCUGCUGGCCUGGCCCCACCCUCUUCAGCCACAGCUCCGCUCACUUGUGCACUAGCUCCACCCACAGCUCGCACAGCGCCAUCGCCCAAACUGACGCUAGCAAGACGAGACGGAGAUGUGACAGGAGAGGUCACGGAGGCUGUGCUCGUUCGGGACAUUCUCUACGUGUUCCAGGGAAUCGAUGGAAAGUUCAUCAAGAUGAGCGGGCAAGAGGACGGAUACAAGCUUGACCCCAAGGUGUCUCUGUCAAAAUCUCUGCGUGACCUUAGUAGCAGACUCUCAGAGCUCGGGUGGCUUCACAAUAAAGUGAGAAAGUACACGGACUCACGCAGUCUGGACCGAGCCUUUGGACUUGUGGGACAGAGUUUCUGUGCAUCUCUGCAUGAGGAGCUGAAGGAGUACUACAGGCUGCUGUCGGUACUGCACUCACAGUUGCAGGUGGAGGAUGAGCAGGCUGUCCCUGUACUCUCCUCUGAUGGAUCGCUGACCCUGAGGAGGCUGCUUGUUUGGAUGUACGAGCCCAGAUUCAGACUCAAGACUCUGGCUGCGCUCGUCGACUUCUGCCAAGGCCAUAAAGGGGGAGAGCUGGCGUCCGCGGUUCACGCCUAUGGUAAAACAGGCGACCCUCAGAUGAGAGCUCUGAUCCAGCACAUCCUCAGUCUGGUGUCACACCCUAUACUGCACUGUCUGUGCAGGUGGAUCUAUGAUGGAGAGCUGGAGGACACUUAUCAUGAGUUUUUUGUGGCAUCCGACCCAAAUGUGAAAACCGACCGACUUUGGCACGAUAAAUAUUCUCUGAGGAAGUCCAUGAUCCCCUCCUUCAUCACCAUGGACCAGGCGCACAAGGUCCUUCUCAUCGGUAAAUCCAUAAACUUCCUGCACCAGGUUUGUCAUGACAGAACUCCUCCUGGAAAGAUCACUCCAGUUUCCAAAACGGCAGAAAACCCAAAGGACGCUGCAGAGUUGCUGUCUGACUUGGAGGGGGCGUUCCAGGAGAAGAUAGACACAGCGUACUUCGACACCUCCAAAUAUCUAUUGGACGUUCUCAACAGGAACUACCUCCUCCUUGAACAUCUGCAGGCCAUGAGACGAUACCUGCUGCUGGGGCAAGGGGACUUCAUCAGGCACCUUAUGGACCUACUCAAACCAGAGUUGGCUCGUCCUGCUACUACUCUGUACCAGCACAAUCUGACGGGGAUCCUGGAGACAGCAGUAAGAGCCACCAACGCUCAGUUCGACCAUGCAGAGAUUCUCAAGAGACUGGAUGUUCGGCUGCUCGAGGUUUCUCCUGGUGACACUGGCUGGGAUGUGUUCAGUCUGGACUACCACGUGGAUGGACCUAUAGCUACAGUUUUCACGAGGGAGUGUAUGGGACACUACCUUCGAGUGUUUAACUUCCUGUGGAGAGCCAAACGGAUGGAGUACACUUUAACAGACAUUUGGAAAGGCCACAUGUGCAACGCCAAACUGCUCAAGACCAUGCCCGAAUUAUCUGGCGUUUUGCAUCAGUGUCAUAUUUUGGCUUCUGAGAUGAUUCAUUUCAUUCAUCAGAUGCAGUACUAUAUCACCUUUGAGGUGCUGGAGUGUUCUUGGGAUGAGCUGUGGAACAAAGUACAGCGAGCUCAGGAUUUGGACCACAUCAUCUCUGCUCAUGAGGCUUUUCUCGACGCAGUCAUCAGCCGGUGUUUACUCGACAACAACAGCAGGGCUUUGUUGCAUCAGCUCAGAUCCAUCUUUGACCAAAUCAUUGAGUUCCAGAAUGCCCAAGAUACGCUGUAUCGUUCUGCUCUGGAAGAGCUGAGUCUGAGGCUACAGUAUGAGGAGAGGAAGAAGAAAAGAGAGGAGGAGGGUGAGUGGGGGGUGACGGUUGAGCAGGAGGCAGAGGAGCACAGGAGGAUCCAGGACUUCCAGAAGACCAUUCCAAAGAUGUGCUCCCAGCUCAGGAUCCUCACUCACUUCUAUCAGAGCAUCGUUCAGCAAUUCCUGGUUUUGCUCAUGACGAGUACAGAUGAAAGCCUCCGAUUCCUCAGCUUCAGACUCGACUUCAACGAGCACUACAGAGCCCGAGAGCCGAGGCUGCGAGUGUCUUUAGGAGCCACUAGAGGGCGACGCCUGUCCAACAUUUAACACUGAAAGCUUGUAUCCCGUCAAGGACUACAAUUCAAUUCAAUUUCAAUUCAUCUUUAUUUCGGACUCGUGGUCCAUUCAAAAAACAGACAGACAGUAACAAUACAAAACAAUAAACAUCUAUGUUUUAAAAAGACAACCAUACCAAUGUCUCCACAUUCUGGAUUGGUAGCGAAUUGCACUGCAUCUUAUGCUUGUGAGUGACAGUAGAAUUUCAUUUUCUGACUUGUUCAGUCUGCAGAUAAACCUGUACAUUAAAGUUCUCAGUACAGCUUGCAAUGUAUUCACACGUGCGGUGACAAACAAUUCAGUCGCACUGGUCCAUCGUGGCCUCCUCAAGAGCACCCGCAACGCGUCAUUAUAAGCCACCUGCAGCCUCUGUAGACUGGCUUUUUUGUACUGAGUCCAGAGGUGAGCAGUGUAUAGUGGUGUGCAAUAUGAUUUGUUGUGCAUACAACAUCCUGCAUUGUCUAUAAAUAUCAUCAUCAUCUGCCAUGUCCGCAGUGAUGAUGUGCCCAAGAUAUUUAAUUUUAGCUGUAACAUUCAAUACAACAUUAGACAGGCAAAAAUCAGGAUACCGCAUGUGUUUAUCCUCUUUAGUCCUGCAAAUCAUGAUCAUGCUCUUAGUUGCGUUAUACUUGAUGUCAUACUCCACACCAUAAGCUGAACAGAUGUUGAGUAGCUGCUGUAACCCAGCGGUGCUCGGACUAAACACAACCAAGUCGUCUGCAUACAUUAAAUGAUUGAGGACAAAAUUCCCAGCCACACAUCUAGUUUUACAUCUUUUGAGCUUUGUAGACAGUUCAUCUAAAUACAAGUUGAACAGAACUGGGGACAAGAUUCCUCCUUGUCUAACCCCAUUGGUGACUCUAAAUGGGGCAGAAACCCUGUUUCCCCACUACUACAAAUAUGACCGACAUUCAAAACUACCAAUCACAGUUCAACAAGGACUACAAAAUCUUCAGUCCAACAUAUAAAUAACCAACCACAUGAAAGAGCUAUUUGAAAUGGUUCAGGAGGACUACAAAAAUGGCUGACCAACUAAUCUCAAUCAGCGAUUCAACAAGGACUACAAACAUGGCUGCCAAUAGGUUUGAUUACUUUAAAUUUAAACCCAGUUUCACUCCAAAAGUUCCCAAAUUUUUCUUAAAACCUUCCCAAACUGAAUACUUGUGAUCAAAAUUUGCUAUUAUAUUUUAAAUUUUUUGGACAUUUUGGCAAAAGUUUAAAGAAAACAUGACUUUUUUUUUUUUUUUUUAUGGAAUUUGGUUGAAAAAUGUUAAGGAUUUUCGGUCUAAAACUGUUGUCCCAAUCCUAUAAGCCCCCGUUUACUGUAAUAUGUAAUAAAGAUGUAAUAGCGAAAAGUGAAGAUUUGGGUUUAAUGUUGAACAAAGUUAGUAUUUGAAAGAAUUGAAAAGAACUCUAAAAUACUGGGCAGAUUUUUUGCUUUUUAAGAUUAAAGUUGAAUGGAAGUCGAUGGCAAUGAAUACAUUUAAAUCAACUGCUUUAGUCAUUGUAACUUUUCUUGGUCCUACACCUACUUGUUGCCAUGGAGAUAUUUUUGCUUUGCCUGGAAUGUUCUGCACUAUGACAUUAAAGAGGGGGUAUUUUACUUAUUUUAUUAAAAUUCUAACCUAUUUAGAUUACAAUGUUACCUUUUAUUUUUCUGAAAAUGCCCUCCCCUCUCUUUUUCUCUAUACCCUAAGUCACUCUCCCUUCAGAGUGCUAUCAUAACAAUCAGCGUUCAUGACAAUAAUGAAACUACAGUGUUCCCUCGUUUAUUGCGGGGUUGCAUUCCAAAAAUAACCCGCAAUAGGUGAAAUCCGUGACGUUGAAGGCUUUAUUUUUUACAAUUAUAUAUAUUUUAAGGCUAUAAAACCCCUCACUACACACUUCAUACACUUUUCUCAAACAGGGAUUAACAUUUUCUCGCAUUUCUCUCUUGUAUAAACACUCUCAAAGUUCAAACCUUCGUAGAUUUAAAAAAAU